UUUUCCUGCGUAUCUGUACGUGAUGACGUAAGACGCCCAAAGAGCAAACCGACGCAUGAUCUGAGCGAAAGAGGACAUGGCUGUGAACGUAUAUUCCACUUCAGUGACUAGCGACAAUCUGAGUCGCCAUGACAUGCUCGCAUGGAUCAAUGAGUCUCUACAGAUGAACUUUACCAAGAUCGAGCUUUUAUGUUCAGGUGCAGCCUACUGCCAGUUUAUGGACAUGCUGUUUCCAGGCUGCAUACCUUUGAAGAAAGUAAAAUUUGGUGCAAAGUUAGAGCAUGAAUACAUUCACAAUUUUAAGAUAUUGCAGGCCGCCUUCAAGAGGAUGGGCGUUGACAAAAUUAUCCCGGUUGACAAGUUGGUGAAGGGCAAAUUUCAAGACAAUUUUGAAUAUGUUCAGUGGUUUAAGAAGUUCUUUGAUGCCAAUUACGACGGAAAAGACUAUGACCCAGUGGAAGCGCGACAGGGCCAGGACACCAUGCCUCCACCCAACCCCUCCAUGUCUGCCCUCAGCAAGCCCAAGAAGAUCAUGAAUGCAGCACCACAGAGAGCAGCUGUUGCCAAGGUAACACCCAAGAUGGCGCCUGGCUCUGCGAGGAGACCUGGUGCCGGUGGUGAUGAGGAAAGGGCGGAGCUUAUUCAAGAGUUAAACAUCUUGAAGUCUACAAUUCAGGACAUGGAGAAAGAGCGGGACUUUUACUUUGGCAAACUGAGGAACAUUGAGCUGAUCUGUCAAGAGAAGGAGGGGGAGGGAGACCCCACCCUGCAGAGGAUUGUGGAUAUUCUUUAUGCCACAGACGAGGGGUUUGUCAUACCAGACGCUGAGUCAGAGGACCAGGAGGAGUUCUAAUGCUCGUGACUCGCUGCAGUUUUACCCUCCUCUCACCUUUCCAUUCCCGUCCUCUCCACACAGUCACUACCCCGCCAUCCACACAUCAUAUUAUGCAUUUGGACUUCCGAACAAACUCCAUAGUGAAUCCCAUUGCGUCUGCUAAAGCAUGCAUAGACACUCUUCAUGUCGAAAGAACUGUUUUAAUGCCCUCAGACCUCUGGCUGCCACGAUACUCCUGUUUCUCUACGAGGAAGAGUGUGUUUCCCGUCUGUAAUAUAUGAUCUAAUAUUGCUAUCCUCUUUCAGCAACUUCAGACACCUGCAGUUGUAUAUAUCUUAAAUGUCUCUGAAACGUCUUGGACACAUCCUCUGUACAGUGAUUUAUAGGUGGCGUCUCCCUCCUCACUGCUGUGGUACAUAUCUGUGAUCCCGUCUUACUCAGAACCGUACCUUACUGACACAAAACUGAGGGACGGAAUGACAAAACGUGUGUUAGUUCAUUGCAGAAACCCUCUCUCUUCCUAGUUUCCACUCAUGGUUUUGGUGCUUGCUUUAGCAUAAGGCAGGUAGCAGUCACCACCGCUCCAGUCUAUCCUCAGUGACUGUGCCUUAUUCAGACUGUCUGGAGGGAGUGGACCCAGUCUGACGUUUGUCUUUUCUUUGUUUUAUGGAUGUAGUGAAGUAGUGUCGUUUUCGAGUCGACGCACGUACUAACACUCAGUCAUGCGCUUUGGCCUCCAGGAUGCCGAUGUACUGUCACGCCACGGUUGCACGCGUUGAAAUGUUUUUAUUAUAAUUUUAUUGCUUUUAUGAAACGAUUAUCCGUAUGAAGUUAGUAGCCACUACGUUGGCGGACUCUGCCAAAAUUUGAGUUGACAAGAGCUGCCCGUUUUCUUCCUGUUUUACUGCCUUAUAUUUAAUGCGUUUUUCUAUCCUUUCCUUCGCGCUGUCUCUUUUGGCAAAUGGUUGUAAUUCAAGUUAUUAAAGUUUUAAAUGUACGUUUUCUUUUGUUUCUUUUAAUUAUUAUUUGUAGACGUAGCGGCAGCAGAAUAUUGGUUAUUUCAGACCCAAAUCUUUUAAACACACAAGAUGAGAACGUGAAAUCUUUUGAGUUAUUUUAAAAUAUUGCGCUCUUUCAAGACCGUUCCCCAGAUAACCAUGUCAAGCUGAUGAUACAAAUGCAAAAACACUAAAAAUAUCGAC
Molecule: messenger RNA, 2037 nt
Organism: Sinocyclocheilus grahami
Lineage: Eukaryota; Metazoa; Chordata; Actinopteri; Cypriniformes; Cyprinidae
Product: microtubule-associated protein RP/EB family member 1-like
Exons: 7
Coding region: 77-853 (258 amino acids)
Molecular function (GO): microtubule binding
Source: RefSeq, a predicted model, not a curated record